Verticillium dahliae VdLs.17 is the source of this 819-nucleotide messenger RNA. RefSeq lists its product as uncharacterized. The coding region runs from base 1 to 819 and encodes 272 amino acids. The transcript is spliced from 2 exons. Lineage: Eukaryota; Fungi; Ascomycota; Sordariomycetes; Glomerellales; Plectosphaerellaceae. The record is from RefSeq and is a predicted model, not a curated record.
AUGCUCCCAGAGCCCACGUUGAACUUCACGCUCCCCAGCAUCCACGACGACACGGUCCUCGACUGCCGCGUCUACCACAGCCAUGCGCUGAGCCCCGUCCCCAACGCCCCGCCCUGGCGACGACACGCCGCCAUCGUUGCACACCCGUACGCGCCCAUGGGCGGAUCAUACGACGAUCCUAUCGUUGACUCUGUCGCUGAAGCGCUCCUUCGCGCCGGCUAUCUCGUGGGCACGUUCAAUUUCCGCCGCCAGCGGAGCGCCGAGGCCGCUGCCGUCGGCGGCGACGAGGCCGGCAGUCCCAAGAAGCACCACGCCGGGCGUGACCAUGGGCAUCAGCAUGGCCACAGCCACAGCCACAGCCACAGCCACAGCCACAGCAGCGACGAGCAGGCGGUCCUGCUGCCUCGGAUUGCCGACCUGACGAGCGUCAGGCCGGCGUACGCGCUCGUGUCGCCGCUGCAGGGCAUCGCCAACCACCUGACGACCAUGUCGUUCGUGCCGCCCUGGGCGCGGCACCGCGGCCACGAGUCGGCGUCGCCGUCGCCGGCGGCGGACGUCAACUGGAUUGAAGACGCCGGGGAGGCGGCCGAGGCCAAGCUCGCGACGUGCCCGACGCUCGCCGUGUUUGGGGACCGAGACGGCUUCGUCGCCGUCGGCAAGCUGCGGGCGUGGGGCGCCCGGCUCGAGGCGAGGCCCGGGUCCAAGUUUCGCGGCGUCGAGGUCACGGGGGCGGGGCACACUUGGCAGGAGGAGGGGACGCUGUCUGCGCUGGUCGGGGCGGUGGACGAGUUUGCGCGGGGGCUGCUGAAGGCGACGUGA